UCAUCGUCAAUAUUAUACUUCCAACGAUACGUAUAUUGUGUUUUAUUGUAUGCAACGUGCAUAUAUGUGUGCGGAGUUUCAUGAAUCGAUUCAUGUGGUAUAUUUCAUAUGGUAGGGCAUUAUAAUAAUAUCGUAUAGCUGUGGGUUAAGCCACUCAAAUUCAAACCGACGUUUCCACGCACCGCGUACGCGACGUAAAUACAUAAUACGAGUUACGUACAAUAUCAUAAUAUAAUAGGUAUUAUUAUAUUGUGAGAUAUAUAUGUAUGUAUGUGUAUAAUAUGGCCACCGGGUAUAUCGGAAUGAAACGUUAUAUAUUAUUUUUUUUGUAUCUAUGAUUUUCUGCACUCGUGUCGCUGUUUCGUUUUCCGUGUAAUUUAUUUUCGAAGUCCGGCGAAAGACGUGGACGGAGAAAAACAGCAGAGACAGACAGAGAGAACGAAUUCAUAAAAUAAAGAUUUUUAAUCAAACUCGUUCAUAUUGUGUCGAGAGUGACGAAAAUGUAUAAGUAACAUUAAUUGCACAUCAAAGACAUUUAAAUCGAUAAGAAUGAGUCCAAACGCUACAGACUCGAGUACCAUACUUAGGGAAGAAAGAAAAAUGCCCAACGGCUGUGCAAACGGAUGGUCGAACAUGUCGGAUUCGGCCGAGAAGCAGCAGUGUUGGAAAAAUCAAGCAUUUCUCAAAGUCAACGAAAUCGUCGGCCUGGUCAAGUACUACUGUUUGCGAGCAUACAUUGUAUUUUGGCACGAGCUGUCUAUGAAUCCGAGGGUGAGGAGCAGUCCGUUCAGUCCGCCGCCGGCCGACGAAUUGAUUUUGUCAGCUGAUGAUAUAUUCUCCACAAGGCGUCGACGUUUAUUUUUCACAAGCAUUCACUUGCUGGCUCUGGGCGGCCUCUACUUCUGUGUCACGGGCCAGGUGAAACUGUACACCGUAUUAUUCGCGCUCGCGGUCGGAACCAUGUCGUCGAUCGGCGUGACGGCCGGCUCGCACAGGCUGUGGUCUCAUCACGCGUACAAGGCCAAGUUGCCGCUGCGCAUCAUCCUGGCCCUGUUCCAGACGGUGGGCGUCCAGUACAGCAUUUACAACUGGGUGCGCGACCACCGGCUGCACCACAAGUACACGGACACGGACGCGGACCCGCACAACUCGAACCGAGGAUUCUUCUACUCUCACGUCGGCUGGGCCCUGAUGAUGCCCCAUCCGGCUUUCGAGUCAAAGGUUUCGACGGUGGACAUGUCCGACAUGGAGUCGGACUGGGUGGUGAUGUGGCAGUACAAGCUGUACGCUCCGCUGGCCGCCAUCCUGUCGUACGUCCUGCCCACCGUCGUGCCGUGGUGGCUGUGGGGCGAGGACCUUCUGGUCGCCCACCUGGUCGCUGCCCAGCUCCGGCAAGUGCUCACGCUGCACUCCACGUUUCUCAUCAACAGCGCCGCGCACAUGUGGGGAGUCAAGCCUUACGACAAGAACAUCAAUCCCACCGAAAACAUGUUCGUGUCUGUGGCCACGUGCGGAGACGGCUGGCACAACUAUCACCACACCUUCCCCUGGGACUACAAGAAUGCCGAGCUACUCGACUACAAACUGAACCUGUCCACGCUUUUCAUCGACGCGUUCUCGUUGAUCGGAUGGGCUUACGACCUGAAGACCGUUCCCACCGAACUGGUGAACAAGCGAGCCCUGCGCACCGGCGACGGUACGCGCAAACCGUUGCCCACCGCCGCCGACGAAGCGCGGACGGCAGCGGAUGCCGCGGCGGCGGCGGCGUGUACGAACGUGUACGGCUGGACCGACAACGACCUGCCCGACGAGGACCGCCAAAUGGCUCAAAUAUACAAGAAAUGCGAUUAGUGUGCGAUUUUCGUCGCGCCGAGUUUCGCUGUCGUGAGAGCGUGAAAUUUGGGGGAGGGGGGGGUUUGGGGUUUGGAGUUUUACCAAAAUUUUCAUUAUUCUCAGGUUUUUUUUUUCCUUUCCAUUCGUUUUAUCAAGCACCUUUAUUAUAUUAUCGGGGGAUGAGUGUUUUUUUCUCUUUCUUUUAACCAUUUCUCUAGAGAUAAAUACGAUUAGAUAUUAUAUUAUAAUAAUAAAACGGUUGUAAUAUUUACGACGAUAAGCGCAUCCUCGACAGUCCCGAGAACUUUAUAACGAACGCGAUCGAUAAUUGAGAAUCAUUAUCAUCGUCAUAAUCGUCAUCAUCAUCAUAAUCUUCAUCUCGUUGACCGUUGUGCAUAAUAAUAUUGUUAUUUAUUAUGUUCGGCGGCCGAGGUUGUUUGGGCGCGCAGUGUAGUUCGGGACCGUCACGUGCGCUUAACUAUCAAAAAGACUGCAGGACCUAUAUCGGAUGACUCGUCGAAAAUUCGAGUGAUUAAACGUUUGAUGUAAUAAUAUAUUAUAUAUUUUUAUGGUGACUUCGAAUAUAAUAUUAUCCACUUACACACACAUAGACACACAUACACACACAACACACACAAACACACAUACACACGCAAACACACAUAUUUAUGUAUAUUUAUAUCGUGUAGUAAUAAUAAUAUAAUAAUAUCUAAGUGUAAUACGUUUAUAUUAUAUAGCAUUAGAAAUUAGAAUUUCUAAUAUAUAUAUUAUAUUAGACGACAGCGUGUUUUAUAUACGGAAAAAAAACGGAGUGUGAUUGAUUGACCGAUCGAUUUGCUAUUUUAACAGGCACUUCUCUCUUUUUUUUUGCGCACACAUAUACACACGUAAGUACAUUUUAUUGUACACAUCGUUAAUCUCUCUGGACUUGAUCUUUGAAUUUAGAAAAACCGCAACGUUUUUCUCUCGUACAAUUUUUUUUCUUCGGUGGCUAUAUAGACGCAUCACGUGUUUAGUAUUAGAUUGAUUAUGGCGAUUUUAUUAUCUUUAAUAUCAUAAUAUUAUAUGGACUGCACCGUAACGCGAUCGACAGACGCCAACAACUGUGCACGACAAGCCCGGGUAUUGUGUACUAAGCAUAUUAUUACAAUCAUACGCGGUCACGUCAUAUAAUAUAAUAAUAUAUCUCAUAACAGUCGACUUCACAAUAAUAUUACUAUAAUUUAUUAUUAUUUUUUUUUUUUUUUUGUAUAAAAAAACAUCAUUCGGAUAUUAUAGAUCCUAACUGCAUAAGUGCAUAUUCACAUUGCAUAAUAAUAUGUAUUUAAUCGGAUAAUUGGAAUCGUCCUGCUCGGUGCAGGUCAUCGUAAUAUCAUCCAUCGAUUAAUUUAUCGUUCCCCGUUAUUUCACUAUAGGUAUCACUAUUAAUAUUAUAUAUCUAUUACGUACUUUGUAUGUUCUGUACUAUCGUUUUUGGACUUGAAAAAAAGAAACUCGAGAUGAAUUCAAGUCGCUUCGUACGAACAAUUCCCGAGCGACCGACUAAAACAAACAUUUCUCUCGUUAACAUAAAUUAUUAUAAUAAAAAUAUAUAUACGGUAGCCACCGAGCGGGGAAUAUAACAAAAAAAAAAAAAAAAAAAGACAUAACAACGCCCGAGACACACAUUCGACGUAGUAUAAUAUUCCACCAUUUAGCCAAUUUUAGUGUUUAAGAAAUUUAAUGUUAGUUUGAAAUAUUAUUUCUCUACGUUUGUCCUCUGGCAACCGUCGAGAGAUUUCUUUCGUUCUAUAAUUUAUAGAAUUUAAUAAAAAUAAUAAUAAUAAUAAAAAAACAUGUAGAUUUUAGUUAAUAUUAAUAUUAUUACAAUUAUUAUAUGUCUGUCAAAAACUUUUACUGGCUGUGCUCAAUAGUAAAUCUAUUUAUCGAGUAAACAUUAUUUGUAAUUUAUGAUUAGUAAUUUUAUUUUAUUUUUUAUCUACAUUGAUAGGUGAUAUACUUUGGUGGUUAUCUCGAGUAGUGAAAUACUAUUUAUUUUUGUUACUGAAUAAAAGUAAUGAGUAACUAUAUUAAUUAUCCUAAAAAAAAUAUAUAAUGUAUAAUUAUAAAUUUUUUCUGGCGUCCUUAAUAAAAUGCAACACCGUCAAUUUUUUCAUUCGUUGCGCCUCCUAGUUAAAUUUUAAUCUCGUUUUUAACACUUAAUUAAUUCUAUAUAAAAUAGAAUUAUUAUCUAUAUUCUAUACACUUUAAAAUUGUCAUAAAAAAUUAUUUAUAAAUUGUUCACAGUUAAAUAAAAUUUAUUUCUUUUAUGGAUAAGCCACUAUCGCAACACGCCUUUCACAUAAUUUAAACACAAAUACGUGUCACAUAAAAAUAGACUAAUAUUUAUACCUAUUAAUCGAAAUAUCACGAUCAAAUUAUUUCUUAUCAAUUGAUGGUAUGCAAAUGAUUAUAUUAUUAAUACUAACGUUUAAUAAUUUACAUUUUUAAAUUUCUACAAAAACAUUUAUUUUCAAUCUAUAUUAAAAAAAAAAAAAUUAAUAAAAUGAAAAAAAAAUAACUAUUUAUAAGAUGUCUUGAAUUGUUAGAUCACAUAAAACAAUUAUUAAAUUGUAUUUUUUUAUGAACUAUCAAAAUAAUUAACUAUAAUUGGAAUUUGUACCUUAUAACUUAAUAUAUUAUUACUUGUAACGAAACCUAUAAAUUAUAAUUAUAGAUAUUUGGAAUAAUUAAAAAUAUUCGAUACACGUGUUUAACUAGUACCUAUUUUGUGUUUAUUUACAAAUAUAAUAAACUUACUAUUAAACAAAUUGAGCUGUACUAUAAUUUGUUUUCAACUUAAGGUUAUAAUUAGUUUAAGUCAAUGUUUAAUGUAAUUGUUUAUUUUUAUUCACACGAUCAAUGUACUAUAUAGAAAAUAUCACUGUUGGUCUAAUUUAAACCGUUUACAUCAGUAGUAUUAAAUAUACAACGCUUUGCAUCCAAAUUACUCGUAUUUUUCAAGUUCAGCUUAAAAUAUAUGGUCGUCAAAGCCCCUAUUGUUCGGAUUUGUCCGGACAGACAAAAAAUAAAAUCAUAACGUUCGAGUGUACAAUACUAAGGUAAUAACAUUUUGUGGUCUAUGAAAAAUGUCUCAAGUUUAUGUAUAAAUGUAUCUUGACAUUGUCAUUUUUCUACCUGUCCGUAAUUCGGAUGCAAUGCGUUAUUUAUAUUGUUUAGCCUUAAAUUAUUAUGUUAUUUUUAGAUAAAAAUUAUCAAAUAUCUAGGGUAAAAGUAUUACUGAUUAAAAUUAAAGUGUACUUUAGAUUACGUUUAAGUUGAUAAAAUAAUAAUAAUAUAUAUAAAUAUAUAAAUUAUAUGUCAUAUAUAUUCUUAAGACAUAUUAUUGUACGAUUUAAUAUUUAUAUAGUUUGGGCAACAGGACCAAGUGGAUUGUAGAUAAAUGUUUAUCAAAAAUCAAGAAAUAAAAUAUAUUAUAGAUUACAUGUUUUA
Molecule: messenger RNA, 5325 nt
Organism: Aphis gossypii (cotton aphid)
Lineage: Eukaryota; Metazoa; Arthropoda; Insecta; Hemiptera; Aphididae
Product: (11Z)-hexadec-11-enoyl-CoA conjugase-like
Exons: 6
Coding region: 550-1851 (433 amino acids)
Biological process (GO): unsaturated fatty acid biosynthetic process
Cellular component (GO): endoplasmic reticulum membrane
Molecular function (GO): iron ion binding; stearoyl-CoA 9-desaturase activity
Source: RefSeq, a predicted model, not a curated record